Eucalyptus grandis is the source of this 1036-nucleotide messenger RNA. Its product is annotated as nuclear transport factor 2B. Lineage: Eukaryota; Viridiplantae; Streptophyta; Magnoliopsida; Myrtales; Myrtaceae. Gene Ontology annotation, cellular component: nuclear pore central transport channel. The record is from RefSeq and is a predicted model, not a curated record. Gene Ontology annotation, biological process: nucleocytoplasmic transport. The transcript has 2 exons. Bases 282 to 653 code for a protein of 123 amino acids.
GAUUCGGGCAACUUGAGACGAAACCGAAUCGACUAGAGAGGAAUGGGUGCGUAAGAUCAACGCUCGCUCGCCAAUAAAAAGACAACCCACGACGGAACGCCACGCAUUGUCUCGUCUCUUUCCCAUUCAAAUAUUCGCCCCCCCCUAGGCGUUGCGUUGCGCUCUGUGCAUCGCGUGGGAUUAGGGCUUGAGAAGCCCCAGAAGAGAGAGGAGAAAAAGGAGGGAUUUUUAGAGUGGGGUCGGUGGUGGUGGGAUCGGGAGAGAGAGAGAGAGAGAGAGGGAUGGAUCCAGACGCGGUGGCGAAGGCGUUCGUGGAGCACUACUACUCGACGUUCGAUGCGAAUCGCGGGGGGCUGGCGAAUCUGUACCAGGAAGGGUCGAUGCUGACCUUCGAGGGCCAGAAGAUCCAGGGGUCGCAGAGCAUCGUCUCCAAGCUCACCUCCCUCCCCUUCCAGCAGUGCCAGCACAGCAUCACCACCGUCGACUGCCAGCCCUCCGGCCCCGCCGGCGGCAUGCUCGUCUUCGUCAGCGGCAACCUCCAGCUCGCCGGCGAGCAGCACGCCCUCAAGUUCAGCCAGUUGUUCCAUUUGAUGCCGACGCCCCAAGGAAGCUUUUAUGUGCUGAAUGAUAUCUUCCGAUUGAACUACGCAUGAACACCAGAUGGGCUUCAUGUCCACAAGAAGAAUUUGUCGCUUGGUCGUAAAGAUUGUAUUGACCAUAUGCUUGCUACCGUCUGGUGCUUGAAUUUCAAAUGGGAGUGAUUCGGCAGAUUUGGAUUCCUAUAUAUCCACUCAUGGAGUACUUCAUUUCGGUUUUUUUAGAUGGUUGCAUUUAGCAUCCCUUGUCCUCUGUCUCUUGAAGAAUAUGGAUAUGUUCAUGGUGAUUGGUUCAAGUGAAAAUCACUCCUCUGUUUAUUCCUGUUUUACGGGUUCGAUACAAUCUUUUUACCUUUUUUCUCUUGGCCAUAAGCUUGGUCGGGUCGAGCUUUUAAGUUUUGAAAUACAUGUUGCAAAAUUAUCCAACUUUGGAUGUGCCA